Messenger RNA from Penaeus indicus, 1159 nucleotides. RefSeq lists its product as uncharacterized. The record is from RefSeq and is a predicted model, not a curated record. The coding region runs from base 45 to 1097 and encodes 350 amino acids. The transcript is spliced from 6 exons. NCBI's taxonomy places the organism in Eukaryota, Metazoa, Arthropoda, Malacostraca, Decapoda, Penaeidae.
CGGACAGCAACGGAAGAGAGAAGGGCACGCUUCAGCCCGAAAGGAUGUUGAAGUUAGUCUGGCAUCUCCUCGCGUGUCUUGUGGCCGUCUCACACACGCAGGAGAUGUUCUUCAAGAAAUACGCCUACACGAAGGUGAUGUCCGAAUGCCUGGGCGAGAGUGUCUACAAGGAUUACAAGCAGAAGAUCCACGAGGCGAGGCGGGAGUGCGGCGCCCAGGCAGGCCUUGAGACAGACCCCCUGGACCCGCUGCUCUCGUCUCCUCCCUUCAGCGCCUUCGGGCCCUUCAGCGUCACGCAGGCACGCCCGUUUCUGCCGUCCUCAGCAGCGCCCCUCCUCUUCCCCGCACAGAACGGCUUCCCCAGCACCGACAGCCCCUUUUCGACGAGCACCCUCGGCCCCGUCAGUCCCGUGACUGCUAAUCCCUUCAACCAAGUCUUCGCUGACAGCACUGUCCGGCCUGGCAUUCCCGUCAGUUCCGCCAGCCCUUUCAGCCCUAUCGGCCCUGUCAACCCUGUCAGCCCUGUCAGUCCUGUCAGGAGGCCCAUCGGUGUCUUCAGCCCCAUUGGUGUCAGGCGUCCCCACUUAGAGCCCCAUAGGGUAUUCCCGUUCCCGAUCCGGACGUACAGGAGGAAACGUGGCCUUGAUCUGAGCGUCGAGAAGUUAGCGGAGGCGAGAGAUAAGGCCGUCGCUCUUCUGGGAAAUUUCACCUGCAUUCUGGAGAGGAUGGAAAUGGUGGACGCCAACUUGGACAUCAGUCACGAAGUUCUGGCAGCGAAGGCCUUUAGGCUUCCCGUGGCCGGUGACCUCAAGACCGACCUCGUUCAGGCGGUCAAUUAUUGUAGAGACUUGACGCGCUGCCUACCGUUGGAGAAGACUCGCUCUCCGGUUCCCCACCAGCUCCAACGCGCGAUCGCCUACAUCAAGUGCGAGAAGGACGCCCGGUUCCUGGCCUGCCUCAAGCACAGCCUGCGAAAGGACGUCGACCACUUCGGCCUCAGUCUCCUGCCCGGUUACGGCGGCGGUUCUGACGACCUGGAACAACUCCUGGAGCUCCUGUUGCAGUCGGAGUCAGCGUACGAGUUGGAGUUGCUCUGAGGAUUUUGAUAGAUAGAUAGAUAUAUAUAUAGAGAGAGGGGGAGGGGGAGCGCAAUGAGAGA